CCAAGUUCUAUUGAUAAAAAAAAUAAAAUUAUAUUGAUCCAUCCUCUAUGGCCGUCUCACCUAACUCAAGCUCUUUAGAAUUAUCAAUAUCACUUCCAAGCUUCUCUCAAUCUUCUUCACACCCUUCAUCUGGUGAGCACAUGGUGAGAGAUUUUGACAUAAAUCAAACUCCAAAGACGGAGGAAGAAGAUCAUGAGCGGAUCAUGAUCGGUGCAGCAACGCAUGCCAACGAAGAAGAUAGCAACUCCGGCGACCGGCGGCGCAAAAAGCUCCGUCUAACUAAAGAGCAAUCACAUCUUCUUGAAGAGAGUUUCACACAAAAUCAUACCUUAACCUCUAAACAAAAACUAGAAUUGGCCACUUUUUUGAAGCUUAGUCAAAGGCAAGUUGAGGUGUGGUUUCAAAAUCGACGAGCUAGGAGUAAGCUCAAGCAUACGGAGAUGGAAUGUGAGUAUCUAAAGAGAUGCUUUGGGUCAUUGAAGGAGCAAAAUCAACUUCUACAAAAAGAAGUUGAAGAACUACGAGCUCUAAAGCCAGUGCCAGCCUCAGUUUUAACCAUGUGUCCUCGGUGUGAACGUGCGACUGAUGCAACAGAUAAUGCCGUCAAGGAGGGGACAGCUCCGAGAAGCCAGUCACGGAUGACAAUUUCCUCUUCCUCUUCCCUGUGUUGACUGGCUCGGUCAAAAGUCAAAUAUUGAAAUGUCUAUUUAGGGUGGAAAGUAAAGAUUUGAUGAUUAAUUAGGAGGAUUUUGUGCAUAGUUCUCUAAUUAUUUAUCACACCAAUGAGGACAAAAAAAAAAGAAUUAGUUUAAUCGUUUUAUAGGGUUUUCAUGUAUUUCUAACUUUACGUUCCAUGUAAUUGAUUCGUAAGUUCGUAACUUUAUUUUUCGUGUCCGUUUGGAUUAAAUGGGUAUUAUUGACUUCAUAAUUGAUAUUUCAUCUUGUGCUAAUACACGGCGAAUGUAGAGUAGUUACUGAAUGGGAAACUAGAUAUAUUAGUCACUGAUAUAAUUGAUGUAUUAACGUCAUUGUUUUC
Molecule: messenger RNA, 1036 nt
Organism: Eruca vesicaria subsp. sativa (arugula)
Lineage: Eukaryota; Viridiplantae; Streptophyta; Magnoliopsida; Brassicales; Brassicaceae
Source: the annotation of a GenBank genome assembly